CCACCCAGUCUGUGCCACGGCGGGUGAGUCGGCAUAACGGUCGUCAGUGUACCGCUGCGCGUGCGCCGGGCAAACAUUACAUAAUAUUAUUCGCGGCACUCCACCAAACCGGUUGUCUAGCCUACACUUUGCGCAAGUGUUUUGUGGUCUUCGUUACAUACCAUGGCUCCGAAAAAAAAUUACACCACAAGGGACAUGGAAAGAGCAAUUGAAGCAGUGAGAAAUGGCGAAAAGGUUUCAGUAGCAGCUCAACGUUUCGGUGUACCAAGAAUUACACUGCGUGACAAACUUACAGGAAAAACUCCAAUAUAUAGCACCAUGGGGCCGAGUACGGUAUUAACUAAAGAUGAAGAAGACCUUUUGGAAAAAUGGCUAAUCGCCGAUCAACCUUUUCCACUGACUAAAGAUAAUAUUUUGGAUAGUGUGCAAAAAAUUAUAAUAGAUCAGAAAAGAAAAAAUCCCUUUACAAAUAAUAGACCCAGCAGGAAGUGGUUUCAGUCCUUCCUAAGGAGACAUCCAAAUUUGACACAAAGAAUAGAAACCUUAUCAAGACCCCGGGAUGAUGUGACUGAAAGUAAGUGGUUUGAAGAAAUCGAACAAUAUUUAUCUAAGCAUAAUUUAAAAGAUAUUCUAAACGAUGGACGCAGGGUAUUUAAUGCAGACGAAAGUGCAUUUUUCUUGUCACCUAAAUCUGGGCGUGUUCUUGCCAAAAAAGAAGAUAAACAUUUUAACAAUGGCCAUGAGAAAGAUAAUGUUACAGUCGUAUUUACCGGUAACGCAGCCGGAGAACUGGCGCCUCCAAUGAUUAUUUUUAAUGAUGAAAAGAUCCCUUCGUCCAUUGCGGCGAGUAUACCAUCGGAUUGGGCGAUAGGUAAAUCAGAAAACGGGUGGAUGUGCAGCGACAUAUGUUAUGAAUAUGUGACUAAUGUCUUUAACCCCUGGUUAGAGAAAAAUAACAUUAAAAAACCAAUUUUAAUGUUUGCGGAUUGCCGAAAAUCGCACCUUACGCUACAAAUAUCAAUGUUUUGCUCACAAAACGGAAUCGAAGUGAUAGCUUUAUAUCCAAAUUCUACGCACAUUCAUAUACCGAUGGAUUUGUCAGUGUUUAGACCUCUUGAAACACAUUGGAAAGAAGCUGUAACCCAGUGGAAAAUGGAGAAUCUUGGUCAAAAUCUUCAAAAAGAAAAUUUUGCCCAAGUACUGCAAAAAGCUCUUUCAAACUUAUCAAAAGAUUGCAUCAAGAAUGGAUUCAUAGGACUUUUUCCAUUCGGGCCUGACUAUAUUAAAAUACCAAAAAUGAAGCAAAAAGAUGUUACAAAGAAAUUAACAAAGAAAACUAACUCAGCGCAGGCAGAAUUUGUAAAGAAUUUAGAAAGUGAAAUCGUGAAAAUUUUUUCAGAGCAGAAGUUACAACAUUUUAAUGAAAUUUACUUCGACAAUAGCAAAACGCUUGAAAACUCUCUACCUAAUGAAGAUGGGGCAUUAUAUAUAAUUUGGGCCAAAAAUAAAUUUGAACAAGAGUUUUAUCAAUCAUCAUCAAAUGAAUACGAUGAUAUAAAUGUUGCUCCUGCACCAUCGGCAGAAGCAGUUUCUGACCAAUAUAAUUCACAUUUCACUGAGAAAGACAUUUUAACUAGCCCGCAUGCUAUGUUAAAUAGAGAUCUCAUUUUGCCCACAAGCGUUGAAACUGUAACCAGUACUGUAAAUCAUUCAAAAGGCGCAAGCGAGCCAUUAAGUAUUAUAAACACUGAACUAUCUACAUCACUGGUAAUAGAUCAAGGUAGUUAUCCUAACUUGUAUCAAUCUGAACUUCAGAAUAUAUCUUCGAGGAACGAAGAUAUUUUCGCCGAACAAUUACCAUCUAUGUUAACGGACAUAGUUUUUAAUUUGCCUACGAAUUAAAAAUAGAAGUUAACAACGCCAACACCAAUAAAAACAAUUAUUGAAGAUUAUAAAAACAAAAUUUAGGUAAAUGUACUCAAGACUUGAAUGAAAAAAAGGAAUCCAAAAAUAAUAUUAGACCUCGUAUCAAUUAUGUGCGGCAGUUACACGACAUGUUCGUAUGGAGCAACUAUCAUUUGCCGAAAUCAUAACCGAAUGAAAAGCGCACGCGCGUCACUACAGACCCUUUGCGGCGAUCAUAAAAGCCCACAAAAGUGUGUCGCACCACGAAGUAUUCGAAAGUAAAUUUUUGAAAUGGCUCGCGAACCAACCUAAUACUAAUAAGGCGCGUCUGCCGCGCGCGCCGAUGUUCAAAUGUUAGCCACGCAUAAUGGAUACGAAGUUUUACACGCCUAAAGACUCAAAGAAGUUAUAACGCAUAAUAUAUAGAUUUACAGGCAUUUAGAUAAAUUUAUUAUCAAACAAUAUAGAUUACGGUUUGUAAAUAUUUCGUUUUAUCGUAUGGCAGUCAUUUCUGAAUAAAUUUAUUCGCAAAAAG
Manduca sexta (tobacco hornworm) is the source of this 2440-nucleotide messenger RNA. RefSeq names its product esterase B1. Gene Ontology annotation, cellular component: nucleus. The transcript is spliced from 2 exons. The coding region runs from base 163 to 1902 and encodes 579 amino acids. Lineage: Eukaryota; Metazoa; Arthropoda; Insecta; Lepidoptera; Sphingidae. Gene Ontology annotation, molecular function: DNA binding. The record is from RefSeq and is a predicted model, not a curated record.